This is a messenger RNA of Octodon degus (degu), 5840 nucleotides long. RefSeq names its product protein tyrosine phosphatase, non-receptor type 11 (gene Ptpn11). NCBI's taxonomy places the organism in Eukaryota, Metazoa, Chordata, Mammalia, Rodentia, Octodontidae. Gene Ontology annotation, molecular function: protein tyrosine phosphatase activity. Gene Ontology annotation, biological process: protein dephosphorylation. The record is from RefSeq and is a predicted model, not a curated record. The transcript has 16 exons. The coding region runs from base 219 to 2000 and encodes 593 amino acids.
GAGGGGCGGGGAAGGAGGUGGAGCGAGCCGGGGCUGGGGGAGCGGCUGCACAGUCUCUGGGAUCCCCAGGCCUGGAGGGGGGUCUGCGCGAGGCCGGCUGGUUCUGCCCCCAGCGUCCGGUCCCGAGCGGGCCUUUCCCGGGCCAGCCCUAUGUGACCAGGUCCAGCGGAGCCUAAGCAAGGAGCGGGUCCGUCGCGGAGCCGGAGGGCAGGAGGAACAUGACAUCGCGGAGAUGGUUUCACCCAAACAUCACUGGCGUGGAGGCAGAAAACCUACUGUUGACCAGAGGAGUCGAUGGCAGUUUUUUGGCAAGGCCCAGUAAAAGUAAUCCUGGAGACUUCACACUUUCAGUUAGAAGAAAUGGAGCUGUCACCCACAUCAAGAUUCAGAACACAGGUGACUACUACGACCUGUAUGGAGGGGAGAAGUUUGCCACUCUGGCUGAGCUGGUCCAGUAUUACAUGGAACAUCAUGGUCAACUGAAAGAGAAGAAUGGAGAUGUUAUUGAGCUCAAAUAUCCUCUGAACUGUGCAGAUCCUACCUCUGAAAGGUGGUUUCAUGGUCAUCUCUCUGGGAAAGAAGCAGAGAAAUUACUAACUGAGAAGGGAAAACAUGGUAGCUUUCUUGUCCGAGAGAGCCAGAGCCACCCUGGAGAUUUUGUUCUCUCUGUCCGCACUGGUGACGACAAGGGGGAAAGCAGUGACGGCAAGUCUAAAGUGACCCACGUCAUGAUCCGCUGCCAGGAACUGAAAUACGACGUUGGUGGUGGAGAACGGUUUGAUUCCUUGACUGAUCUGGUGGAGCAUUACAAGAAGAACCCUAUGGUAGAGACGCUGGGCACAGUACUCCAGCUCAAGCAGCCCCUCAACACAACUCGUAUCAAUGCUGCUGAAAUUGAAAGUCGGGUUCGAGAAUUGAGCAAAUUAGCUGAGACCACAGAUAAAGUCAAGCAAGGCUUCUGGGAAGAAUUUGAGACACUACAACAACAGGAGUGCAAACUGCUGUAUAGCCGAAAAGAGGGCCAGAGGCAAGAAAAUAAAAACAAAAACAGAUACAAAAAUAUCCUGCCCUUUGAUCACACCAGGGUCGUCCUCCACGAUGGUGACCCUAACGAGCCUGUGUCUGACUACAUCAACGCCAACAUCAUAAUGCCUGAAUUUGAAACCAAGUGCAACAAUUCAAAGCCCAAAAAGAGCUACAUUGCCACACAAGGAUGCCUGCAAAAUACAGUAAACGACUUUUGGCGAAUGGUGUUCCAGGAGAACUCUCGAGUAAUUGUCAUGACGACGAAAGAAGUGGAGCGAGGAAAGAGCAAAUGUGUCAAGUACUGGCCGGAUGAGUAUGCUCUCAAAGAGUAUGGGGUCAUGCGUGUCAGGAAUGUCAAAGAGAGCGCUGCUCAUGACUACACACUAAGAGAACUUAAACUCUCGAAGGUUGGACAAGGGAAUACGGAGAGAACCGUCUGGCAAUACCACUUUCGGACCUGGCCGGACCACGGGGUGCCCAGCGACCCUGGGGGUGUGCUGGACUUCCUGGAGGAGGUCCACCACAAGCAGGAGAGCAUCAUGGAUGCGGGCCCAGUUGUGGUGCACUGCAGUGCUGGGAUUGGCCGGACAGGAACAUUUAUCGUGAUUGAUAUCCUCAUUGACAUCAUCAGAGAGAAAGGUGUUGACUGUGACAUUGAUGUGCCCAAGACCAUUCAAAUGGUGCGGUCUCAGAGGUCAGGGAUGGUGCAGACAGAAGCACAGUACCGGUUUAUCUACAUGGCUGUCCAGCAUUACAUCGAAACACUACAGCGCAGGAUUGAAGAAGAGCAGAAAAGCAAGAGGAAAGGGCAUGAAUAUACCAACAUUAAGUAUUCCCUAGCAGACCAGGCGGGUGGCGAUCCGAGUCCCCUCCCUCCGUGCACACCAACGCCAGCCUGUGCGGAAAUGAGAGAAGAUAGCGCCAGAGUCUACGAGAACGUGGGCUUGAUGCAGCAGCAGAAGAGCUUCAGAUGAGAGGAGCCGCCCAGACUCCAGCACCCUGGAAUGAGAUGUGGACUUUUACCCUAGAUGAGGAACAAAUGUGCAAGAAAGCUGACAUGAAGACUGAAUUUGGACUUGAAAGACUUACAUUGAGGCUGGCUACCUUUUGAUAAGCAAAAAUUGAAACCACUUACAGACCACUGUAUUCUAAUCCAGCAUUUCCUCAGAUCAGAAGAAAUCAUCUCUACAAUGUAGAAAAUGCUGCAUUUUAUAGGAUUUUGUUUUAGAUUGAAGAAACAGUUAAACUGUGUUCUAUGUUUUACAGAUUAUGGGGAUUCGAAUUCUGGUUAUGAGAAAUUUCUUUUUUCUUUUAGUAAGAUUUUUCUUUUUGUAGGGGAUGAUGGGGAUACUUGUAAGAAGAAAUGAUUUGGGAAUAUUAAGUAAUAGCAUCCUUGAGAAGUGAGAAUGAUUUCAUUUCCUAUUGCUUAUUGUCGUGAUCUGGUUGUUUUGUGUUCCCUAACAGAAUACCAGAGAGCAUAUCAUUUAUGAUGAACAGACUCAUUUCUUACAGUUGUAGAUUCUGAGAAGUCUGAAGUCAAGGGCGCCUCAUCACAUGAGAGUCCCUAGCUGCAUCGUCACUUGGCCAGGGGCGUCAUGGCGAGGAGAGAGCGAGGAGGGCUCACUCUGUAGUCCACCUGUGGUGACGUUGACCCUUGCAUGAAGCCGAGCCCCUGACAGGGCCCACUUCUCAGCACUGUAGCAUUGGGGGUUAGGUCUCGUGUGCACGUGCUUCAGGGGCACAUUUAACCACAGUACUUAGUAGUUGAUAGUUCACUUUAGUGGCUUCUUUUGGGGGGCGGGGCACUAACUGGUUAGGCCAGUGUCUGAGACUGUCAGAAGUUGACUGCUUUUGUGUUGUCAUUAAAAAAUCAUGAGGAAAAAUCAUGGAAAUGAAUGAAGCACGAUAACUGAUGUGUUUUCUUAGCAGAUGACCAAGGAGAAGGUUGUGAUGGAGAAUGGACACUAUAUUCUUUCCAUUUGAGGGAUUGUCUUGUAUUUAGAAAAUGGACAUCUGUGGAUGACCAGGUCUUGGUUAUCCAGUGUUGCUGACCCCAUGCCAGGCUAGUGGCACUGUUCUGUCUUGGUGGCAUGUGUCACUCCUGUGGCUGGCAGGUUGGCUGAGACAGUGGAGGGCUGCAGUCUUCAGGGUCCCUCUUCUGCGUGGUCUAUGCAUGCCUGCCAGACUGGGGUGAAGACUUUUACAUGGCAGUUGUGGCCAGGCCCUCUUCAGACAUGAGCCAGACCUGCUACAGGGCCCUACUGUCCAUCGAUGACACAAGGCUCGUGAUGAAGGCAUGUGGUGGGGGUAAAGUCCUUGGAGGCCAGAGGUCUGACAGGCACACACAGCCAGUGAUGUGGAAACCGCUGCGAGCGUGAGCAGAGGCUGCUGGCUCCAUGGGAAGCUGAAGCUGCUUGCGGCACCUGGUCGAAGCUGCAAGUCAGAUGAAAAAUGGACAGAGUGCUUUCUAGAAGCUUCUGAGCCCACUCUGACAGGCCUGUACCUACUUUCUGAACUUUCACUUGGCAAAACCAGUUUGGAGAGAAUGGAUGUGUGAGGGGGACAGAGCAUUUCAAAGGAGAGUCACCCCGCCUUUGCAGUAGCUGCAGCUCUGGGCCAGCGUGAUGCUUCCUUCACAUCCCUGGUGGUUAGGCCUUUCCUGUGUGUGCUGUCAACACUGGGCGGAGCAGUUAGGGCUGGCUGCCUGCCAGACGAAAAGGCCUGGUUGUAUUUGAGCCAGUGGGAUUUGCUAAUGUUCUACCUUAAGUGCCUUCUCUGAAGACAUCCCUCUUUGACUCAUGCUUCAGUGAGAGAUUUCAAGGAAAAUGCCAUGGGGCUGGCUUUUGUAAUAAUAGCAGCUGUCCUUACUCAAAUUCUUCUUGCUUUGGCUCCUGACAGAAGGACUAGUGCCUGCCUUCCAUCCACUGGGGGGUGCUGUGGCUGCCAUUGUCUUGGACAAAAUGUGUGUUGACCCCCACCCUCCCAUCCCGCCUACGUGGAAGGGAAGCAGAAUUGCUUCAGAGGACAAGUGUGGCCUCAAGGUGCCACCUUAUUGGAAGAGGCAGUGACUCCUGUCUUCUUGUCAAGCUUACAGAGGAAGAGAUUCCAAUUCAGUAUUUCCAGCCAGGAUCCUGCAUCCUGUUCCUUAUGUUGCAUUGUCACUUCGAGUAAGUUUUGAUUUUGUGAAAAUGCUUUGACUCCGGGCUCCGGGGGCAAAGCCUUUCACCAGCAUACAGGGGUUUGAUUGCACAACAGAUCUGUUGCAUUCGUGUCUCUGCCUGGAGCCGGAGAUUGGUCGGUUUUGCACUUGGGAUGGAAAUAUUCAAUCCUGGCUGGCUUUGUUACAGCACAUUGAUGUCCCUUUGGUCUCUCAACAGUGUCAGCAAACCAUCCUGCUGUUCUCUAAAUGAUGCCAAGACCACAUUCACAGCGGUGUCCAGGUUGCUAGAUCUGUCUUAGGUUUGGUGAAGGUGGUGGCAGGUUUUUGGUUACAGUCGCUCUGUGUGUGGAAGAAACAGGCAGUGGGGCUGAGAGGAUGAGGGUAGCUGGAGGAUGUGGGGUUGAAAAAAGAACGGAGAUGAACGUUCCAGAGAGGGGUUCGUGAGGAUGUCAGAGGGCCCGGCGCCAGUGGUAGGUGAGUCAGGUUACCUGAGAAACAGGUGUGCUUAGUGCCAUGUGGACUCAACUCUGGGUUGAUGGUGAAUGUUAAAUAUGCACAAUAUCCCAUAGCUGGCUGGCUAUUUUAUAGUGAAAAACACAGGAUUUUUAUAUUUGGGGUGAAGAAAUUAUCCUGUCCAUGAUAUUGGGUUUUUUGUUUUUUUUUUAAAAAAACCUAAUUUCAAGAAUCUUACUAGAUUUUUUGUUUUUGCUUUUAAAAGGCCCCUCAUGUCCAACGUGUGGCUCUCAUUUGAAAUUCAUGACAUUUCCAGCAUGGCCAAAUGGGGUGUGUGACUGUAGGACUCUUCUUGUGUCCUUGCACUCUUUACAGAGCUUAGUUGCUUCAUAGCAGCCAACCAUGUAGUCAGGAUUAUUUUUAGGGGUUAAUUUAGUGGGGUUUUUAAGAGCUAAUACAACAUUCAGGGUUAGGGGAAUGUAGAAAGGAAUGCAGUUGCAAAGUGUUUUGCUGUAGGUGAGUCAUCCUCAAGGAAUAUAUACAGGCCACUACAGCCCUGUAUUCUGUGUGCUUUCAGGGGAAUAAAGUUUGACAUAGUAAGCACAUGACCCUCCCUACUUUGCAGGUGUGUUUCAAAGGAUGUGUUAGCCCUUAAUUUUGUUGCAGUCUUUUUUCUUCUUGAAAGAUAUGUUCCCAAACAUAGUUACUGUAUCUACCAUCACUAAAAAGUUAUUCCUUUGUUCACUAUGGGCAGUUCACACAAGGCAUAACUACCAAACAGUUGGUUUUAGUGUGUUGUAUAACUUUGCUGUAUAUCAAACUAAUUUUUACAAGUUUUCAUCCUAAAUCUCAAGUCAUGUAAUUAAUAAUUUGCUUGUUUAUUUAUGACCUAAUUGUGAUUCUUUCAUUAAUAAAAGCUAAUGGAAAAGGACCCUUUAUUAAGCUGAUGACUAGACCUACAUUUAAUUUUCCUGCAGUGUAUGAAGUAUUGUACCAGAGUAUUAAAGAUAUGUAAUAUUUUAUUGAUAAAUCUAUCCUUUAAAAGGAAUACAUUUUAGGAUGUCAUCAUUUUGAUGUGAAUCAUGUAAAUGUUGAUAAUAUGCUGUUUAUUAUACAUGUAGUGUUUCCAGAGAGUCACUUAAUUGCCUUUUGCCCACGUAUAUUAUGUAGUCCCUUUGCAAUUUUUUUUUUUUUAAAUUUU